Molecule: messenger RNA, 2877 nt
Organism: Mugil cephalus (flathead mullet)
Lineage: Eukaryota; Metazoa; Chordata; Actinopteri; Mugiliformes; Mugilidae
Gene: znf488
Product: PR domain containing 8
Exons: 4
Coding region: 903-2459 (518 amino acids)
Biological process (GO): regulation of DNA-templated transcription
Cellular component (GO): nucleus
Molecular function (GO): protein binding
Source: RefSeq, a predicted model, not a curated record
CAAAGCUUUGAUGCAGAAUAAUCAUUAAAUGCUCAUUAGAGAGAAACAUUUAGUUUAUGAAUAAUGCAUUUGCCCGGUGGCAAACCCAGACCACCCUGCAUCAUGUCAUGUAAUAGCGGCCAAGUUUACAAUCUCCCACCGCUCACAUUAGCUUAGAUAAUUUCCACCAGUCGAGUAACUCCAGUGGAGUUAGGCUUAUUGUUUCCAGAAAUGUCACAGAAAACGGUUUCUCGGUACCACAUUCCGUGCUUGUGUUGCAGUUUUCACAGUGUGUAAUUAGUGCAUUGUUUUUCAUUUAAAACCAAGGCAUGUUAGUAUAACUCUGUGCACACAUUGUGUUUUUAUAGAAGAUGAAGUGCUGUCAGGCAAACGCUAUGUGUGGCCUUUUGCAGCAGGUUGCGUAUCCCCAAACCCCCAGUUCCUUGUGAGUUUAAGUUCCAAAUCCAAAAUGAGCACUGUUGGGACUGAGGAUUUGUUUCAUUUAAAAGGUGACAAUGUUAGCUGUGUUCAUUCACCUGUGGUGCAGUGUGUCUACCACUCAUAAAGAUGUCAAAACAUUUACAUUAUCACCCAAAUGAUCCUCUACAUGACACUCGAUUGUCUUUUUCAUUGGAAGGACUAGAAAUCAGUCAGUGGGUGAUUUACCAAUAAGGGCCCAAAUUGAAAGCGCGUGUGCGCACGCGUGUGUGCGUGCGAGAGCGCGCACGUGCUUAAAAUAAUGCGCCACGCUUCAGUGCGCUCUCUGAAGGGGAUAAGUGGGAGUGGGAGAGCACAGAGACGACAGUGCGGAGGAAGAUUCAGUCGGAUAAGUAACCCGUUACCGACACAACGAGAGGGCUUCUUAUCCGAGGUCCACUGCACCUGCUGCGACUCGCUGCCACACGGCACAAACAUCCUCAUCCAUGUCCGGCGGUUUAACGAUGGACCACACUUUCCUGUCUCGGUCCAUCUGGACCGGGGACAGUAAAUUCCUCCAGCAUCCAGCGGAUCUCUACACCAGCGUGGUCGUUACGCGCAGCAUCCCUGCAGGCACGUGCUUUGGUCCCUGCGUGCUCCAAAACACUUUCUACGACACCAUCGCCUUCAUAGCGCAGAAAUCCUGGGAUAAAAGAGCGAAAUCCUAUGUAUUCAGAGUCGACCCCGAGGCCAUGCGUAAUUCUGCCCUGGUGCUGUCCUGGUUGCGGCUCGUGCAGGCUGCGCGCAAUGGAGAGGAGCAGAACACAGAGGCUUUUCUGAAAGCGGGUCAGCUGUAUGUGCGGGCCACCCGGGACAUCAGGCAGGAGGAAGAGCUGCUGGUUUGGUACGACCAGGAGCUGUCACACCUGCUGGGCUUCACAGACAUGACCAAAGGAUCAAAAGACGAAUUCAGAUGUGGACGAUGCAACCAGGUCUUCAAAAAUGAGUAUCCCUUUCUUGCUCACUGUCGAUUCCUCUGCACUCAAGUGAGGAGUGACACAUGGAGCCGCGAGAUCUACGAGCACAAGCAUGCGGAAAUAAAGAGGACGCGCAGGGUGACAGAUUUCCACAACAUCGCCAGAGAUUUGGAGCACAAAAAAUCCAGCAGCAGCAGCAACGAGGACGCAGAGAUUUCCCCCAAGAGAAGGAAAUACGAGGAAGCUUUUUACCCCAAAUGGAGAAAAACUGUACUGUUAGAAAAAACUAAUAUCUCAAAUGAUGAUAAUAUUACCCCGCUGAUCAAGUGCACCGACCAGGCAGCGGGAGGUGCAUCUUCUGAGGGGAAACUGAAAGCUGACAGGAUCAAACUGGAUCAUCUGGGAUGUAAAAGUGACGAUUUUGAUCCAGCUGUGGAAGCCAAUGUAGCUUUUACACGCGGCGGAGAGAUGGACGCACGCACGGAGAAAGGAGAAAGCUCCGGGGUGCAUUCAAGCAGCAACAGUGCAUUCUCUCCUGUCCUCUCCAACAGCCGGGGUGAGCAGAAAAGCGCCUUUUGUAAACCCAGUAAAAGAACUUCUCCUGCUGAGCCCCAGGCCCAUCUGAGCAGCGCUCCAACAGCCCCCUCUAGCCGCCUGGAGGAGAUGACCGGUGCGUUCACCUCCAGAGCCGCAAUGGGAUACAGCAAUCUGAUGGCAUCCAACAUCCUGAGCCGUGAUUUACAGACUGCACCCUCCCCGGUUGCAUUAAACAAUGCGUUCCAUUACGCACCGGAGCACUGGUCCAGAAACAUAGGCGCCAAGCUGCAGACCACGUCUUCACUCACGAUCCUCCCGCCGACGUUCACCUCAUUCGGCGUGUCGGUGCAGAACUGGUGCGCCAAAUGCAACCUGUCCUUCCGCAUGACCUCGGACCUCGUUUUCCACAUGCGGUCUCAUCACAAAAAGGAGUUCGCGGCGGAGUCUCAGGUGCGGAGGAGGAGGGAGGAGAAACUUUCCUGCCCGAUCUGCCACGAAUACUUCCGAGAGCGGCAUCACCUGUCCAGACACAUGACGUCUCACAACUGAGACAAGAAGGGACAAAAAGAACUCUAUUUAUUUCCCGAAUAAUGCUCGUAUUUAACAAGCUUAGACUUCACGGCGAGACUUUGGUGUAACACGUUGAAUGUAGGUAGCUGUAAAAUAGCAAAAUGGACACACAUAGCCAUCACCGUCUGUCCACUAGGUGACGAUAGAGCUACGCGUGAACUGAUCUCGCUGCAGUUUGCUGUCUGUCCUUUAGCCCCUGUAUGUUAAGUUGAUGAUUAUUUUGUGCCUUAUGGAACUCAGGAUGGAAAACCACGGAGAGAUCCGGAGGACAGCUCACGAUUGUCACAAGCAUCUCAACGCAGUUAUUUAUCAGCUUUUCUCUGCUCUUAUUUGUACAGAAGACGUGGAUUGAGUGUGUUUGCACAUUCGCUUUGAAAUUUAAAGUGAUGAAAGUAAA